AACCCAAACCAUGAACAGGUCAGUCAACAUAAACAAACCCAGAAACUUCUUUUUCAACUGCCAAUCUGCCAGCCUUUACCUGCUGCGCAACCUUCUUUUUUCUUUUUCCUUUUUCUUUAGUUACCAAAUUCCCACCCUCUUUGCAUUGAUUCUUCUCUUCCCUUCAAGCGUCGUCGUUUAGCUUUAAACGAAACGAAACGAAACGACCGAUACAGCCUGCGCCAUUCAUCGUUCGACUCCCUCACUUUCUUCCUUGAAAAGUUUUUCAAUCAGCUUUUACUAUUUUUACUUCCCAUGUUGGUUCCUCAUCCCCGCAACUCUAGGGUUUACAUUGCCCCGUUCUUCUUCUUCUUCAUAUUCCACACCUUCUUCACUGGGUCAAUUUUAUGUGCAGAAGUGUCGCUGAGUUCAAUUGAGAUAUUUAAGACUCACGAGUGGCUGAAAGUGACUCCAACUGUUUAUUUCUUGUGCAAAGGGGAGAACAAAACGGUGUUUCCAGAUGUGAAAAAAGCCCACGUCUUCUAUGAUUUUAAUGGUCAAGAAUCUUGGCAGCCUUUGACCAACUUUUCAAGUAAAAAAUGCAAGAGGUGUGGAUUCUAUGAAGAAGACAGCAUUAAAUCUGACGACGUGUUUGAUGAAUGGGAGUUUUGUCCUUCAGAUUUUACUGCAUCUAAUGCUGAAUAUAUCCGGUUCAAGGAAAAGGAAUUCAAUGCUACUUUCCUAUGCUCAGAGUGCUUAUCUAUACCUGGUGUUGCUAGCUUGUCUGGUGAGCCUGGUAGGAACGCAAUGCAUGUAGCAGUUGUAGUUUUGCUAUGUGGCUUAGUCUCAGCUAUAUUGGCGGUUGGAGUGGUCAUCGCAUAUAAGUUCUGGCAAAAGAAAAGAAGGGAGCAGGAUCAGGCGCGGUUCCUAAAGUUAUUUGAAGAUGGAGAUGACAUUGAGGAUGAGCUGGGCCUUGGUACUGUGAUAUGAUUAUAAUCAUAGUAAAACAAAUACCUACUGUACAGUAUAGGUUAGGAACAUCAUUUUUGUUUAUAGAAAAGAAAGGAUGAGAAAAAUUAUUUUCAUUCUAGUCUGACAUGCUAUCACGAUCCAUAUAGAUACUUUUUCAUUUUAUCAGAGUUAAAGAAUGGUGCCAUUGACAUUGUUCAUAUUUACUUGUACAUGCUAACAUAUGCUAUGUAUGUACUUGUCAA
Messenger RNA from Arachis duranensis, 1193 nucleotides. RefSeq lists its product as uncharacterized. Bases 295 to 969 code for a protein of 224 amino acids. The transcript is spliced from 4 exons. Lineage: Eukaryota; Viridiplantae; Streptophyta; Magnoliopsida; Fabales; Fabaceae. The record is from RefSeq and is a predicted model, not a curated record.